Messenger RNA from Brachypodium distachyon (stiff brome), 1209 nucleotides. Its product is annotated as probable prolyl 4-hydroxylase 7. Gene Ontology annotation, cellular component: endoplasmic reticulum. The record is from RefSeq and is a predicted model, not a curated record. The transcript has 7 exons. Bases 86 to 982 code for a protein of 298 amino acids. Gene Ontology annotation, biological process: peptidyl-proline hydroxylation to 4-hydroxy-L-proline. NCBI's taxonomy places the organism in Eukaryota, Viridiplantae, Streptophyta, Magnoliopsida, Poales, Poaceae. Gene Ontology annotation, molecular function: iron ion binding; procollagen-proline 4-dioxygenase activity; L-ascorbic acid binding.
CCGCACCCCAGCCACCAAAAGGCUUCCAGGCCUCCUUCCUCCACUCCUCCCUGUCCUCUGCGGCUCUGCCCCGUCUCGCCGCGCUAUGGCUCGUAUCCUUGUCGCCGUUCUAGCGCUCCACCUCACCGCCGCUGUUGCCUCCGCCGCGUCGAGCGUCGCCGGUGGCGGUGCCUUCGACCCCUCCCGCGUCGUCCAGCUCUCAUGGCGCCCCAGGGCGUUCCUGCACAAGGGGUUCCUGUCGGAACCGGAGUGCGACCACAUGAUCGAGCUGGCUAAGGACAAGCUGGAGAAGUCGAUGGUGGCGGACAACGAGUCCGGGAAGAGCGUCCAGAGCGAGGUGCGGACCAGCUCCGGCAUGUUCCUCGAGAAGAGGCAGGAUGAAGUAGUAGCAAGAAUAGAGGAGAGAAUUGCUGCUUGGACAUUCCUUCCAUCAGAGAAUGGUGAAUCCAUUCAAAUAUUACAUUAUAAGAAUGGAGAGAAGUAUGAGCCACACUAUGAUUACUUCCAUGACAAAAACAACCAAGCCCUUGGGGGGCAUCGAAUCGCGACGGUGCUCAUGUAUCUAUCUAAUGUUGAGAAGGGUGGAGAGACCAUCUUCCCCAAUGCAGAGGGGAAGUUAACACAGCACAAGGAUGAGACAGCCUCUGAAUGUGCUAAAAAUGGAUAUGCAGUAAAGCCUAUGAAAGGGGACGCACUGCUGUUCUUCAGCCUCCACCCUGACGCAACGACAGACCCUGACAGCUUGCAUGGAAGCUGCCCUGUCAUUGAAGGCCAGAAGUGGUCCGCGACGAAAUGGAUCCAUGUGAGGUCCUUCGAAAACCCCGGCAAGCAGGGAGCUUCCGGUGACGGGUGUGAGGACGAGAACGUCCUCUGCGCGCAGUGGGCGGCGGUUGGGGAGUGCGCCAAGAACCCCAACUACAUGGUGGGCACAAAGGAAGCACCUGGCUUCUGCCGGAAGAGCUGCAACUUAUGCGCACAGUAAGUUUAUCAAUUAAUCCACACACCGUCCUGAUACGCAGCACGGCAUGGAUAAAUUCUUGUGUGUAUAUGAGAGCGCGCAAUAGAUAGCAUGUGUGACCUGGAAGGAACUGAAAUGUAAGAUCUAUCAUCUAUUGUUGUGAUAACCUUUCUUGGUAGAAAAACAUUUCUGUCUUUGUCCAAUUACCCGUUUUAGUUGAGCAAUCAAAUCAAUGACGACGGAUUGUGCAA